Amoebophrya sp. A25 is the source of this 3229-nucleotide messenger RNA. Lineage: Eukaryota; Dinophyceae; Syndiniales; Amoebophryaceae. The record is from the annotation of a GenBank genome assembly.
AUAUGAUUCGAUUGGAGCAUGACCACAACGCGAUAAAAGAGUUAUAGUAAAGUAGCUCGUAACUUUUUUACGUAAGUCAACUUAAAACGUAAGAUAUGUCCAAAAUAAAGUAUAGGACAAAGAAUUACGGACUUUCAUAUUUAGAUUGUUUACUCUUCGAGAUGUUCUUGGGCCAACUUCUGGAGCAUGACCACAACGCGGUCUUGUUCGAGGAGGACGGCCACAACUCGGCGUCUCUCGAAUACCACGCAUUUCCAAGAAAGCGGCGUAAAGUCUCGUGCGAUCAUACACGAAGUCGUGAGACUGCUGGUUUUGAUUUGUUGACCGACAAAAUAAAUGGGAGAAGCACUUCGACAUGGAGGAUCAAAAGAAGUCCGAGGACAACUUUCAUCCUGUCUGAGAUAGGAGCUUUAUCGGAGUUCGACCCUUUGACUGUUGCUUCUCCAGAGAAUUUCGCGCCUCCACCAUCAACGUCUGGCACGGCACAGAGUGUUGCAUCAUCAAAAGCCAUUGCUCCAACGCAAGCAAACUAUGGCUUUCUAUCCGACCUGUUACCGGAGACGAUUGCUGGUCCUGUCAGAGCAGCACUGACUGCUGCUGGAACGUCAAUGGCGAGCCCGCUGGACGCUGGGUUGAAAGGCGUAGAUGACCUAAAGAAUGCGGUGACAAACUCAGUACAUAUCGCCACUCGCGGCAAGCUGUCGGAUGUAGCAAGUGAUGCGGAAGUUGGUGCUGUAAUCGCAAAAAUGCAUGUUAAGGAUUCUAUAGAAUGGUUUUGUAGAUGAUUGUGAUUCAUUUACUUAUGGAAUUGAGACGUGGUCUAUACCUAUGGAUACUGGUCAUUGGUUUGCUUCAAGUUUCUAGGAUAUAGGGACUCUUCUCCUCUAAGCACAGCGACCAACUAGCUGCGAGCAUAACGAAAAGUACCGCAGGAAAGGGGGUCUUUGGAGGAGGCAAACAAAUAGGCGAAAAUCUUUCCAAAGGACUCUUCGAUCUGGACACGAAAUUGAAGUUAAGACUCAUGUAACAAGCCAGAUUGUUCGGAGGUUGUUCGUAGUCCCUAUUCGCAACAACUGAUGUAACAAGGCAAGGUACGCAAAUGAGUUAGAGCAGGACUUCCACUGCUGUGAUGUGAUAAGGGGGAACACACAGAGGGAUUACCCAGGCAAAAGACUCAUCUCUGCAUCACAGGAACAUCCUCCCUCGUCUCUUCUAAUGCUAGAAAUGCACGAAUUGAAGAGUAUUUUCGAUCCUGCCGGUCCUCGUUUCUCGCACAAGCUGGUUCCGAGGGAUGAGUUGAAGCGGCUACAGAAUGUCCUGCCAUUCUGGAGGAGUCCAUGGCAAACGAUGCUUGGAACUAAACCGGUCAUGGCGUAUGAUAUCACGUUAAGGCCUCAUUUUCUUCUGGAGAGAUCUUGACGUCCUUACAAGAAGUGCUCAUAGUGACAUAAAAUUAUAAGAACAUUCAUCGUAAGUGAAGAUAAAAGAAGAUUCGUAAGCGCGUUGUGGUAUUGUUGCUCUGUCCACGUAGUAGCAAGUAGUAGUACCUAACGUUUUUACCAGUGGGUGCUGUUUUCCUCAAAUUUUAGGAAAUUGCAUCCAUCGUUCCUGUUGCAGGUCGGGAAAACACAAGUCUGUUCUUCACCUUAGAAUUACAAACUCCCACCUUUCUAAUCCCCUUCAAGUCCUUUGUCCGCUUAGUCGGGUACUCCCACCUUUCUAAUCCCCUUCAAGUCCUUUGUCCGUUUAGUCGGAUCUGCUAUCGCCUCUGCGAAGGAUACCUUGAAGAUGAUUCAGGACUUGAUUCAGUCCGGAAGUGAGGUCAUCAAGAACGUUCAGUUGGCGUUCAAAACGUUGCUGGCCUUCAUGGACCAGAUGGCCAAUUUGCCCGACUUCUUUGGCAAACUCUUCGAGAUCAUCAAGGGGUUUUUCGAUGCGAUUUUGGAGAUUGUCAAGCUAUGAAGAAGAACUCACAGAUUGUGAAUUAAUAUCCUCAGAUAUCUUCACUACUGCGAUCCCACUCUUGGCUUUCCUAGCAUGAUCAACGCAACUUCCACCUCACCCUUCCCACUUCUAACUCCUCUCUCGACACCAAUGGCGCUCUUUUCCUUGGUUCAGAUGCUGAAGGGGGCGACAGGAUUGUUGAGGCUUCUGGAGACUACGAAAUAUCCUAUGGAUGUUUUUAUUCCUGCAGCCCCACAGCGUAUUCCUUUGGACGACGUGGAAUGGAUGGCCAAAAGGAAAAAGUAUCCGAUGAAUGGCAGAGUUCUAACCGAUAUUGGAGCACGAGGUAUUUUUACCUAAAGUUGCACUUCUUACGAGUUUAUGUUGAGUUUGUGUCUGUUUUGUAUUCUGGAUUAGUCGAAUGAACAAGGUGUCGAAAGUAAAAAUGCAUUUGCUGGAGUUUGACUCGUUGUUGUGAUAGUGAUAGAGGUGACUGGUUGUUGGUAUAUACUGGUUUUGAUUGAGAAAGUUGAGAAAGUGUUUUCUUGAAUUUUGGAAAUAAUUGCAUUUUGAGUUUCAAUUUCUUAAGUUGAAUCCAAAAAAUUUCAGUUAUAUCCAAUUUUAAUCAAAUUCAAAUCCAUUCUAGAGAUGAUAAUCAAAGCAAUCGACUUGUCAAAAAUUAUAGGAUUGAAAACUUAUGAAGUUGAAAAGGCUGAAACCAAAGAUUGCUGAUUUUAUCUACUUUUAAUUCAAUUUAAAUCCUGACGAGCGAUUCAUACACGAUAUCAAUUAGAUCCUGAUCUACGCUACGUCUUUUUCUAAACAACUUCUACUAUAUGCGAAUCCAGUAGAUAUCACUCCGAGAUUCAACCACUGAAACCCAUCUCAAAAAACCAUCCACAUAAGCUACAAUAUGCAGUCCUGUAGUACCUAAAACCCCUCUGUCUGGGAAGUGGGAUCUACUUCAUUGCAUCCCAGCAUAGAACCAUGACGGGGAUGAUCCCAGAUACUAGUCAUAUCUGGGAUUAGCCAUGUCACUUCACCUUGAUCAAACCACUUAAACCCCAAGCCAACACCAGGUGGCAACGUCCUAGACGAUCCACGGCCAGCUAGUGUGAUUCUUCGCAGAGCACAGUUGGACGCUGACCAAGCAGAAAGAAGCUUUCGGAGAGCGGAUAUAUUUUCGCGCAGAGCAGACUUUUUCGCUCAGCAAGCUAAGCAUGCUGCAGAUGCAGCUACGCGUUUAGCCGCGAGGACGAGGAGAAUAGAAAUGAGCUUUUUGUGA